Medicago truncatula (barrel medic) is the source of this 1890-nucleotide messenger RNA. Its product is annotated as dihydrolipoyllysine-residue acetyltransferase component 4 of pyruvate dehydrogenase complex, chloroplastic. The record is from RefSeq and is a predicted model, not a curated record. The coding region runs from base 157 to 1569 and encodes 470 amino acids. Gene Ontology annotation, biological process: pyruvate decarboxylation to acetyl-CoA. Lineage: Eukaryota; Viridiplantae; Streptophyta; Magnoliopsida; Fabales; Fabaceae. The transcript has 6 exons. Gene Ontology annotation, molecular function: dihydrolipoyllysine-residue acetyltransferase activity. Gene Ontology annotation, cellular component: pyruvate dehydrogenase complex; chloroplast thylakoid; chloroplast envelope.
AUAAGGAGUAGUCGUUGGACAACAAGGAAGGAGUAAGAAAAGAGAGUGAGCAGUAGUUAGCUAGCAACUCUCCCUCGUCCUCUCCGCCCCUCUCACCUGUCCCUCCUUCUUCAUAUCUCUUCUCAUUUCUCAUUCAUUAAUUCUCAUUGCUCCAAAAUGAAUACACAUUCUCUCUCUUCUUCGAUGAUCUCAAUGUCUUCUUCAUCUUCUAUUCGCACCCCUCAAUUCACCACUCUCCUCCUCCCCCACCGCUCCUCCCCUCGCCGCAAAUCCUUUUCCUUCAAAAUCCAAGCUAAGAUCCGUGAAAUCUUCAUGCCUGCACUCAGUUCCACUAUGACCGAGGGUAAAAUCGUCUCCUGGAUCAAAUCCGAAGGCGACACUCUCUCCAAAGGUGACAGUGUCGUUGUUGUUGAAUCUGAUAAAGCUGACAUGGACGUUGAAACUUUCUACGACGGAAUUCUCGCUGCUAUCGUUGUCGACGAGGGAGAAACCGCUCCCGUUGGUGCUCCUAUUGGUUUACUCGCUGAAACUGCUGAAGAUAUUGCUGAAGCUCAAGCCCAGGCUAAAUCCGUCAAAUCCGCUUCUUCUUCCUCUUCCUCUCCUCCUCAGGAAACUUCGCAGUCUCCUCCUCCACCACCUCCACCUGCGGCGGUUAAGUCUGUUUCCGAUGGUCCCAAGAAAAUCACAGCGACACCUCAAGCGAAGAAGCUUGCGAAGCAGCAUAAGGUGGACAUUGCUUCUGUAAACGGGACUGGUCCGUUUGGUAGGAUUACUCCUGCGGAUGUAGAGGCUGCUGCUGGGAUUACACCGGUGAAGAGUAAUGUAGCUCCGGUGGCAACCCCUACUCCGGUUGCACCGAAAGGUGGUUCUUCUGCUGCUGCACCAGCUGCGAUUCCGGGUUCGAGUAAUGUUGCUUUCACAACUAUGCAAUCUGCUGUUGCUAAGAAUAUGAUGGAGAGUUUAUCGGUUCCUACUUUCCGUGUUGGGUAUCCAGUUAUCACUGAUGCACUUGAUGCUUUCUAUGAGAAGGUGAAACCUAAGGGCGUGACUAUGACUGCUAUUUUGGCUAAGGCUGUUGCAAUGGCACUUGUUCAGCAUCCAGUUGUCAAUGCCACCUGCAAAGAUGGCAAGAACUUUCAUUACAACAGUAACAUUAACGUUGCAGUUGCUGUGGCAAUCAAUGGUGGCUUGAUAACCCCAGUUCUUCAAAAUGCUGAUAAGUUGGACUUGUAUCUGCUGUCUCAAAAGUGGAAAGAACUAGUUGGAAAGGCUCGUUCAAAGCAAUUGCAACCGAAUGAGUAUAAUUCAGGAACUUUCACGCUUUCCAAUUUGGGUAUGUUUGGAGUUGACAGAUUUGAUGCCAUACUUCCACCAGGCCAGGGGGCUAUCAUGGCUGUUGGAGCAUCAAAGCCCACUGUUCUUGCUGAUGCAGAUGGAUUCUUCAGAGUGAAAAGUAAAAUGCUGGUGAAUGUAACAGCUGAUCACCGAAUAAUUUAUGGAGCUGACUUGGCUGCCUUCCUUCAGACAUUCUCUAAAAUCAUUGAAAACCCAGAAAGCCUAACAUUAUAGUCAUUCUUCACUUUCAGAUAAAUUUAGUUCUACCAGGCGCACUGUUUCUUGAGAAGCUGUUUGUCUUAAUUCUUAAUCUUUUGUACUUUUUCUUUUCACUUUCUUUUUGUUUUACUAUACUAGAUCAUUCACCCAUGAAUUUCUAAAACUUUUGUACUUUUUGUUUGCACUUUCUAUUUGUUAUAAAAUUUAUACUAGGUUGAUCAUCCGUGUGAUGUACGGGUCAGUUGCAUUUUGCAUAUGAAUAUGAUUGUAAUAAUAUUUGUGCACUUUGAGAAACCAUAAUCUAAGUAUCUACUAAUUUAAAUGCCUAUUAAUGAA